AUGGCGGCCCUGCUGCGCACGGCCGCUUGCGCGGCCGCCGCGCUGACGCUCCUUGCAGUCGACGCCGCAGGCGCGGCGGCCGACGCCGGCUGCACCGCUCCGGGCUGCAGCGCCGGAGCCGAGCGGCAGGGCGAGGCCGCCGACGAGAACGGCGACGCGCCCUCGCUGCUGCAGGUCAAGGCCGGGGGCUCGGCGGAGGCGAACACGACCGCUCUUCAGUCGGGGGAGUCCUCUAGCAGUCGGCGUCGAGGCCUAUUUGGUUUUGCUCCUCCUCCAGAUCCCUGGGGCAUCGGGUACUCCAGCGUCCAGUGCCAGGGGUCCAACGGCGUGCAUCUCACGUGCGCCUAUGGGCAGGUGUGCUGCGGGCCGAUCUGCAUGAGCCCCGGCGGGACGUGCUGCAGGAACAGGAAUGGAGACUACUUCGCAUGCGCCGACAACAACAUCUGUUGCAAGGACAUCUGCAUAGCCCCGAACAGCAUCUGCUGCACGAAUGAGGCGGGCUACGGUUUCGGGUGCGCGGGGAGCAACCAGUGCUGCGGGAACUCUUGCCAGGCUCCCGGGGCCACUUGCUGCCCCGGCAACAAUAAUCUGCCCCCGUACCCGGUGGUGAAGGGCACGGCGUGUGUGAGGUGA
Molecule: messenger RNA, 633 nt
Organism: Prorocentrum cordatum
Lineage: Eukaryota; Dinophyceae; Prorocentrales; Prorocentraceae
Source: the annotation of a GenBank genome assembly